This is a messenger RNA of Monosiga brevicollis MX1, 1116 nucleotides long. RefSeq lists its product as uncharacterized. The record is from RefSeq and is a predicted model, not a curated record. Bases 1 to 1116 code for a protein of 371 amino acids. Lineage: Eukaryota; Choanoflagellata; Craspedida; Salpingoecidae. The transcript has 7 exons.
AUGCUGGGCCCUCGCAACGGCACCUACCUUUCGGCCACCGACGUGGCUGGCGCUGUGCUCCUGUUGGCCUACGAGCAGCAUCUGCGCCAGGACGAAUCUUGGCAGCAUCUGCCCAAUUUACGGCGCUGGGUGGACGGCCUGCUGGCCAUCCUCAAUGAGCGCUGUACCGGCUUACCACCCGCCCCACCGGGGGCCGCCGACAACCAUCUGCGCCGUGAAGAAGGCUUGACCAAGCAAGCUCUCAAAAUGGUGCCCUCGCGCGUUGACGAGGCCAUGAACAGCCGAAAGACGCGCAAUUCUCGGCGUCGCGGCAUGGAAGCCCAAUGGUUCGAUCAGCUCAAUGCCAUGCGCAGGCCGCCCACAGAGCUGGAAAACUUGGCCGGCAUCAUGCAGGGGGAACGGACGCACCGCGACGAUUCUCCUGACGCCCCAUCACGUCAAGAUUACUUGCUGGCUCGGCUGGACGCUGUCAUGCGCCCAGACAGCGCGGUGCCGGAGCUGGACCCGGCUUGUGGUGAAAUUAUCUUGUUUGAUCGAAAUGUCUUCUCCUUGUCCCGUGCGUUGCAACGGGCAGCCCAGCUCAAGCUCACCAACGUGUCGGUUUGCAUCGGCGAUAUGGAAUCCUUUGCUGAAAUGGCGCUUCCUUUUGAUCUGGGGGUGGGACUUCACUUUUGUGGCAUGCUGACCGAUCUGGCCCUCAACGCUUGCAUCAGCCAGCAUGCUGCCUUUGUGUUUUGUCCGUGUUGUUAUGGCAAAAUCUCCCGCAACUUUAACAAACAAGGCGAAUGCGUCAUGGACUACCCCCGCUCCGAACGGUACCGAGAUUUGGGCAUGGACAUGCAUGCCUUUUCUGGCUUUGGUGUGGCUGCGGACCAAGACCCCGGCAUGCUGGAGGACGGUUGCACGUACAACAUGACUUCGCCCGAAGCGGCCGUGGCCGAUGCGUACAUGGACACAAUCGACGGCGAUCGCCUUUCGUUGGCAGAGACCCAAGGCACGAUGCAUGGUUCUCAGGAGGCUGGCUAUUUGGUAGCACUGGGUCGGCUCAGACCCUUGGAAUGCACGCCCAAGCACAACAUUAUCUGCGGCUCAUUUCACAAAACUCAAUUGGUAUAG